AUGCAAGAUGUAGUCUCCUUGUUGUGGUGUAACACAUCUCAACAACGGCAGGGAGUAGCUGCGCCUAUAAAGGAUGCCUUGCAACAGAAGGGUGCCGUCGGUGAGGUGGGCAUGGAUCGGGUCCAUCCAACUAGGGUCCUGAUGGACGGUGUUGACAUCGGCUUUGGCCGUGCUCCGCCGAGCGAGAACUUCUAUGGGGACGUGGCAUCCGACACGGUCUUCGAUUGCCUAAGCGAGCCUGGAUAG
Molecule: messenger RNA, 246 nt
Organism: Prunus armeniaca (apricot)
Lineage: Eukaryota; Viridiplantae; Streptophyta; Magnoliopsida; Rosales; Rosaceae
Source: the annotation of a GenBank genome assembly